GUAAGAGUAAAAAAAUAAAAAAUGGAACGUGCUGGAUUCAUUUCAUCAUCCAUCCAUCUAUGCAGUCGCUUGUCGCAUGGCGGUGGCAGUGAGGGAGCUCAAUUGGUGGACGGGAAGGAAUCAGUUCAGAAAGGGACAACCGAAAAAUCCCAAAAAAGUACCGAAGAAAAGUCGAGCCGUCGGAGAUUCUCCUCGGAAGUAGCGAAGCUGCGAAAGGAAGCGACUUUUUCCACCAUCGUCUCCGCUACACGAAACAACGGGAGCACUGAGCAGCUAGAAUCCACCGUCCGCCGCCGCCACCGCCACCUGCCGAGGGGAUGCGGAGAGAACGAUCGUCGAUUCGGCCGCCAUCACCUUCGAUGUCCAAGAAUCCUAUGGUCGCUCGUUAGUUGACAUCCUCCGUUGUUGAGAGAAUCAUAACAAACAGGGAGUAGGUCAAACAUCGAAGAAGGCUUGCAGCAGGGAUUAGAUUGGAGGGAAAAAAAGAUUUCAAUGGGGUGCUUUCACUCCAAAACCUUCCUGUCUCCCGAUAGUAAGCAGCAGAAACCGCUUCCACUUCCAGAAGACCCGAAGCAACUCGCUACUAAUCCCGACCCAUCCAUCCCCGGUGAUCAACUUGACAUCCCACUAUUCCGUGAGUUCCCUCUCAAUGAGCUUCGUGCUGCCGCCAAUGGGUUCAACUCCGCAUUCAUCGUCUCUGAGAGCGGUGAAAAGGCUCCCAAUGUUGUGUAUCGAGGCAAGCUCAAAGACAAUCGCCUUGUUGCAAUCAAGCGCUUCUCCAACCUUUCCUGGCCAGAUCCCCAGCAGUUCCUGAGUGAAGCUUCUAUGGUUGGGAAAGUACGGCAUAAGAGAUUGGUUAACUUAAUUGGGUGUUGUGCUGAGGGUGAUGAACGUUUGCUGGUUGCUGAGUACAUGCCUAAUGAUACCCUUUCCAAGCACCUCUUCCAUUGGGAAAAACAGCCAUUGCCCUGGGAAAUGCGUGUCAGAAUUGCCUACUACAUUGCUCAAGUGCUGGAUCAUUGUGAUACUCAGGACCGCAAAAUCUACCACGAUUUGAAUGCCUAUAGAGUUCUUUUUGAUGAGGAAGGUGAUCCUCGGUUGUCUAGUUUUGGCUUCAUGAAAAAUAGCAGAGAUGGGAAGAGUUACAGCACAAACUUGGCCUAUACCCCACCUGAAUUUUUGAGGACAGGUAGGGUCAUCCCUGAAAGUGUAAUAUACAGCUUCGGAACUGUUCUGCUGGACCUUUUGAGCGGGAAACAUAUUCCUCCAAGCCAUGCACUGGAUUUAAUCAAGGGGGAAAAUUUGUUGUUGUUGAUGGAUUCGUCCUUGGAGGGACAGUAUGCAAAUGAAGAUGCAGCUGUGUUGGUUGAACUGGCCUCUAAGUGUUUACAGUAUGAGGCUAAGGAUCGGCCCGCUGUCAAGUACCUUCUUACUGCAGUAGAACCGCUCCAGAAGCAGAAAGAGGUUUCAUCUCAUUCGCUGAUGGGACUAUCAAAAACUCCGGUACCACUUCCAACUUUGCUUUCACCACUGGGGAAGGCUUGUGUAAGGAUGGAUCUCUCCGCAGUGCACGAGGUCUUUCUUAAAACAGGAUAUAGAGAUGAAGAAGGAGCGGAAAAUGAGCUUUCGUUUCAAGAAUGGACCCAGCAAGUGCAAGACAUGCUGAACACUAAGAAGUUUGGUGAUAUUGCUUUCAGAGACAAGGAUUUUAAUACUGCUAUCGAUAACUACACAAAGCUGGUGUCGUUGAUGUCGGUUCCUUCAGGAACCGUGUUUGUGAGGCGAGCAUUGUCCUACUUAAUGGUAGGACAAGCAGAACUCGCGCUGAGAGAUGCAAUGCAGGCACAAGUCUGCUUGCCCGAGUGGCCAACAGCGUUUUACAUGCAAGCGCUCGCUCUGUCAAAGCUCGGAAUGGAGAGCGAUGCUCAGGACAUGCUGAACGAUGGAGCCAACUUUGAAGAGAAGAAGCAAAAUAGCUGGCGCCAUCCGAGUUAAGAUCGUGGUUUCGCUAAUCGCUACUAGAGGUCUCUGCAAUGUAGGCGGCAGAAGAGAUGGGAGCAUGAGCAAGGUGUAUUUCCACAUGCUUAGGAAAGAAGGGUUCAAUCGGUUCAUUAGGUCCGGCCCUUGGCAGGGUUUAGAAGUUUUUUUUUUUGGCAGUCUACCCUGGCAUAGUGUUAGCUAGCAGCUAGCAGAAGUUCUGUUGUUGUUGUUGUCAGUCUUUUGGGUUAGUUUUUCCCGGACCACGAUUAAGAGUGUUGUACAAUCAAGAGAUCUGUGUUGAGUAGACAUCAAGUAAUGAGACGGCAGAGGAAGGUUCGACUGAUUAAUAUGAAAUUAGGGACUCCGUAAAGCUUUUGGAAAGACGAAAUAACCAACUAGUAUUGGAAGAAUUAUGAAUUUGAAGGACGUUGUCCAUUUGAUACAUUUAACCUGACAAUCUACUAUUUAUGGAACCCAAUUGCAUGAAUAGGCUGUUAGGCCGUGUUUGAAUAGGUGUAUUUCAAAUCUAUUGUUUGGAUGCUAAUUUGUAAUUGUUCAUAUUUCAAAUAUGGUGGAAUAUUUUGUCACAUAUUACAAUUGUGGAAAAUUAAAUUUUGGUAUCAAAUUUUACCUUUUUAACAAUUUAGUAUAUAGACUUCAAUUUUUUAACAAAGAUAUCCAAAUUUU
Messenger RNA from Linum trigynum, 2667 nucleotides. Lineage: Eukaryota; Viridiplantae; Streptophyta; Magnoliopsida; Malpighiales; Linaceae. The record is from the annotation of a GenBank genome assembly.